Molecule: messenger RNA, 1164 nt
Organism: Aspergillus melleus
Lineage: Eukaryota; Fungi; Ascomycota; Eurotiomycetes; Eurotiales; Aspergillaceae
Gene: DGK1
Product: Diacylglycerol kinase
Exons: 1
Coding region: 1-1164 (387 amino acids)
Biological process (GO): phosphatidic acid biosynthetic process
Cellular component (GO): endoplasmic reticulum membrane
Molecular function (GO): ATP-dependent diacylglycerol kinase activity
Source: RefSeq, a predicted model, not a curated record
AUGUCUUCCUCCCACGAUGCCAUCCCGGAGACUCCGCGAGUCAUUUCUCCUUCACCCGCGCCCUCAGAAACUCGGUCAUCCUCACGGGACGGAUAUGCAGGCCCUACUACUCGCUCUGCAGCACGGCGACAGCGCUUAGGGGAGGUCGUGGAGGAGGAUAAUGAUGGCUCGGAUCCGGAGCUGAAUCGUUCGCGAACUCCGAGUCGCAAUCCGAAGAAUGCGCCGGGAUCGGCCCGUCGACGCAAGAGAAAGUCAAACCCGAUGAUGCCGGCAGACGGCCCAGAUAACAAGGCGAAUGGUCACGGAAAGACAAAUGGUUACCUGUCACCAAUCGCUACCAAGGUUGACGGCGUCUUGCAUGAAAUCUCCCGAUCACCGUCGCCCCUGGGUCUGAUCCCCCUCCACGCACGGUACCGCAGUUUCAUCCACCGCCAUGAGAUACCACGCAAGCUCCUUCAUGUGUCAAUCGGCUUCCUCACUCUACAUUUGUACAGCCGCGGGAUACAAACCCUACAGAUCACACCCUGGCUUUUCUCCGCACUUGUGCCUAUUGCCGCAACAGACUUCAUCCGCCAUCGCUCGGAGACUAUCAACAAGCUCUACAUCCGCUGUGUCGGCGCCCUGAUGCGGGAGACCGAGGUUUCGGGAUACAACGGUGUGAUCUGGUACCUGCUGGGUGCUUACGCCGUCCUGCGCUUCUUCCCCAAGGACGUCGGCGUCAUGGGCGUCCUCCUGCUCAGCUGGUGUGACACUGCCGCCUCCACAUUCGGCCGUCUCUAUGGCCGUUACACCUUCAACCUGCGCAAGGGGAAGAGUUUCGCCGGUACCCUGAGCGCCUGGCUAGUGGGCGUCAUCACUGCCGCUGCAUUCUGGGGCUACUUCGUUCCCCACGUCGGCACCUUCCCCAAUGACCCCGAAGGAGCCUUCAUGUUCACCGGCCGUCUGAACCUCAUCCCAGAUUCGGUCAAGGGUCUCAUCGGAUGGACGGGCGAUACCUCCUCAACCGUCAUAACGGGUCCUUUGGCCCUGGGUGUCAUGAGCGUCGUCUCCGGAAUUGUUGCUGCCGGAAGCGAGUUCGUGGACCUGUUCGGCUGGGAUGAUAACUUCACCAUCCCCAUCUUGAGUGGAAUUGGACUCUGGGGUUUCUUGAAGGUUUUUGGUUAA